Corylus avellana is the source of this 1444-nucleotide messenger RNA. NCBI's taxonomy places the organism in Eukaryota, Viridiplantae, Streptophyta, Magnoliopsida, Fagales, Betulaceae. The record is from RefSeq and is a predicted model, not a curated record.
AAACUAGAACCCUAACCUAAAACCCAAAACCGCAAGCUUCAAGGUCCGACUCCUACUCCAAAACCCAGUGCCUCGUUUACGACCACAACGCAGUUGUUGCACACAGAAUCCGAAAAUGGGAGGUAGAGGAAGAUCUCGCACUCAGAGAAGGCACUUCAAGCAGAGCAGAGAGAACGUUUGGAAGCGCCCCAAGUCCGACCUUUCCUCCUCCGACAACAACAACAACAACAACGAAAAUGACAAGCCCAAUUGGCAGCCCUUCGCCACCCAAAACCUCGCCUUUGAUGAAUACUAUAAGGAGCAAGGGAUAGUGUCCCCAGAAGAGUGGGACUCCUUCAUGGAAGUUCUUCGAAAACCAUUGCCUUCGGCUUUUAGAAUCAAUUCAAGUAGCCAGUUUUGUCCAGACAUCCGAUCACAGUUAGAGAAUGACUUUAUGAAAUCUCUUCAAGCUGAGGUCACUGAUGGCGAAGUGGAGGCAAUUAGACCAUUGCCUUGGUACCCUGAGAAUCUCGCUUGGCAGUCAAAUUUUUCCCGCAUGCAGCUGAGGAAGAACCAAACUCUUGAGAGGUUCCAUGAGUUCUUAAAGCUAGAAAAUGAAAUUGGAAACAUCACAAGACAGGAAGCUGUCAGCAUGGUACCUCCUCUCUUCUUGGAUGUACGUCCAUAUCAUUUUGUACUUGACAUGUGUGCUGCACCAGGGUCAAAAACAUUCCAAUUGCUUGAGAUUAUACACCGAUCAACCAAAGCAGGAUCACUGCCUGAUGGAAUGGUUGUGGCAAAUGAUCUUGAUGUUCAAAGAUGUAAUCUUCUCAUCCACCAAACUAAAAGAAUGUGUACUGCCAACCUGAUAGUCACAAAUCAUGAAGCUCAACAUUUCCCUGGCUGCCGUUUAAACAGAAAUUGCUCUAGUUCUUUUGAAAGAGGAGUAGGAUCUCAGCUGAGCAUUAGUCAACUUAUCUUUGAUCGUGUCUUAUGUGAUGUUCCUUGCAGUGGAGAUGGUACCCUUCGCAAGGCUCCUGAUAUCUGGAGGAAAUGGAGUGCGGGAUUGGGCAAUGGCGUCCAUGGCCUACAAGUUCAGAUAGCUAUGCGAGGUGUAUCUUUGCUUAAAGUUGGUGGGAGAAUGGUAUACUCAACUUGCUCACUGAAUCCAGUAGAGAAUGAAGCUGUUGUUGCUGAGAUUUUGCGGAAGUGUGGAGGUUCUCUUGAACUUGUUGACGUCUCUUGUGAGCUCCCCCAACUUGUUCGCCGGCCAGGUCUUAAAAGUUGGAAGAAUGUCAAUCUCACACAUAAAGUUGAGAGAAAGCGAUGUUUGUUACUUAUAGGAUACUGCUUGAAAAUUAAUAGAUCAUCUGAGCCUAUGAAGAAAUCAAAUUAUAACCUAGUAGAUGAACGUGAUGGUGCAGUACUGUUUUUGACUAUGAUGGUACCUUCUUAUUGGACUUAG